Molecule: messenger RNA, 1158 nt
Organism: Haliotis rubra (blacklip abalone)
Lineage: Eukaryota; Metazoa; Mollusca; Gastropoda; Lepetellida; Haliotidae
Exons: 1
Coding region: 37-1158 (373 amino acids)
Source: RefSeq, a predicted model, not a curated record
GUUAUUACAGGCAGUAAACCUCAACUAGCAAAUACCAUGUUAGUACUCAUGAUCCGUGGUAUUGUGACAGAUUUGAAAUACCCGUAUGCAGCCUUUGCCACUAGGGGUAUAAGUGCUGAUUACUUAUUUCCUUUACUUUGGGGAGCUGUUAGUAAUUUAGAAACAAUUGGAUUGAAACCGCUGUUUGUAACCUGUGAUGGAGCUUCACCCAACCGCAAGUUCUUCAGCUUACACGAAGAUCCUCAGCUGAAUAAUUUCUACUGGACAUGGAAUCCCUACUCUCUUCCACGCAGGAAGCUGUACUUCAUUUCAGAUGUUCCCCAUCUUAUCAAAACAACCAGAAACUGUUUUUCCAAUUCAGGAUCCCACAAAAAGACCAGAGAUCUGUGGAAGGAUGGCCGAGAUAUCAGUUGGAUUCAAAUUUUGAAGUUGUAUGAAGAACAUGUAGAAAACGCCUUGUUUUGUAAGACAUACAAGCUUACAAGAGACCAUAUAGAUUUGUCACCAUACACAGCCAUGAAAGUCAACUUGGCUGCACAAAUAUUUAGUAGCUCUGUGGCAAAUGCUUUGGAGGAACUAUAUGGGGACCCAGUCAAAGAAACUGUAAACCUAAUUAGGCAUAUCAACCGAUUUUUUGAUUGUCUCAACUCAAGGAGUUUGCAGGAAGGAAGCAGAACUCGGAACAGUGAUAAGAAAGAGUACCGCAGUAUUUAUGACCCCAGACUGGAUUACCUUCUUAAUGACUUCUUGGAUUUUUUCAAAGCCUGGGAGGAUAGUGUUAUGCAACGGCCUGGGCAAUUUACUUUCACUCAAAGGAAACGCAUGAUAUUCAGCCAUCAAACACUGAAAGGACUCCGAAUAUCUGUACAUUCCAUAGUUGAAUGUGUGCGAUUCAUGCUUGAUGCCGGUGCAGAAUUUGUUCUUACUCAUCGAUUUAAUCAGGACCCUUUAGAAGAACAGUUUGGACAAUUUAGACAUAAAGGAGGCUCAAAUGACAAUCCAUCAGUUUACGCUGUCAAACAGAACUUUUCACAGGUAAAGGUCAUUGGUUCAUCUGUGCUUCAACCAAUACGUGGCAACAUAUCAAACAAGAGGCCACACCCUACCUUGACUGUUGAUGAUACAGCACUCCCUAGACGAAGACAGAAGCGCGUGUAA